UAACACUCUGAGCGCGAGAUCAGCGCUGUUAGAGAGUGAUACAGAGAGUGAGUUAGGGAGUGAGUUAGAGAGUGUUAAGAGGGUGUUAAGAGGGUGUUUGGAGUGUGUUAGGAGUGUGUUCGGGUUCAGGUCUGAGGGGAACGGGUAAUUUAUAUUAACUCGGUAAAUAAUAGAUUAUAGUUAAUAACCGGUAUCGGGGUGAUAUUGGGUAAUUCUCUCAGCAGCGGUUCUGUCAGAGUUUGUAAUCCGGGUCUGAGAGCAUGGUGGGCGGCUGCGCGGCUCUGUGCGGGGCGCUGCUGUGCGUGUCCGGGCUGUGGUUACCGGGAGCGCGGGCGGGCUGUGCGGACCGGGAGUCCCCCGCGUGCUGCACCGGCAGGAAUAACGAGUGCGCGGAGCUCAACCGGAGGAAAACCGCGUGUUACUGCGACUCUUACUGCGAGAAAACCGGAGACUGCUGCGAGGAUUACCGGCAGGUGUGCCAGAUCUCCGCAGCUAUAGACUGUGAGGUGGGUGAGUGGGGUGUUUGGUCUCCGUGUUCGUCUGUGUGCGGUGCGGGGACGACGGAGCGCAGUCGACAGGUGACCACGCCCCCUAGAAACGGAGGAUCACCCUGUCCGGAUCUGAAGCAGCGCCGGGGCUGCCUGGCACACCUGGACACCUGCAGCACUGCCAAGGAGGUGGCCAAAAUCUUGCCUGAUUCGUUCAAGCGCAACUUUAAGGACCCCUGGAGACGACCCCACAUGCUGAUAAAAGAGGAGAGGAAGAGUUACUGUGUGAACAUGCGAGUGAAGCAGGUGAGUGCGGCGUGCAGGAUGAAGGUGUGGAGCUCUCAGAUGGCGCGAGAGCGCUCGGUGUGUGUCGAGUGUCAGAGCGACGCCAUGGCUGCUGAUAACCGCUGCCGGGGAGACGGCUUACAGAGCAUCAGGACUUUCUGGGCGGCGGCUUCAGCGCCGGGAUGUUCGGGGUCCUGGAUCAGAGAGUCCUGGAGCGAGAGCUGCUACUGUCCUGCUCACUCUCUGCUCUUCAUCUAAAACCUGAUUCAGAUCCACCUAAAAACCACAAUCUGCUGAUCUGAGAUCUGAGGGGGAAAAUAUAAUACUCUGAUGUGAAUUUAAACACAAAUAUUAUUUUCAGCACAACAAUCACAUUUUAUAAC
Astyanax mexicanus (Mexican tetra) is the source of this 1156-nucleotide messenger RNA. RefSeq names its product somatomedin-B and thrombospondin type-1 domain-containing protein. Lineage: Eukaryota; Metazoa; Chordata; Actinopteri; Characiformes; Acestrorhamphidae. The record is from RefSeq and is a predicted model, not a curated record. The transcript is spliced from 5 exons. The coding region runs from base 261 to 1031 and encodes 256 amino acids.